Sodiomyces alkalinus F11 is the source of this 2610-nucleotide messenger RNA. RefSeq lists its product as hypothetical. The coding region runs from base 1 to 2610 and encodes 869 amino acids. Gene Ontology annotation, biological process: mRNA processing; primary miRNA processing. Gene Ontology annotation, cellular component: nuclear body. Lineage: Eukaryota; Fungi; Ascomycota; Sordariomycetes; Glomerellales; Plectosphaerellaceae. The record is from RefSeq and is a predicted model, not a curated record. The transcript is spliced from 3 exons.
AUGGACUCGUACUCGUCAUUCAGAGAUACGGCGCGCUCGCCGGCUGAUAGAGAGAGAACCGACCCGUUCUAUCGAGGCCGUUCCCCUGGUCACGAACGUUCCCACCGCGACCGACGGCGCUCCCGCUCGCCCGCUGCAACUGAUCGCUACGAGCCCCGAGGCCGGGCCCGUGAUGACUACGGCGGCGGGCGGGAUAGAGAUGACCGUAGGGACCGCCGCAUUAAUUCCCCUCCGGCCAACAUCGACCGCUAUGUCCCAGGACAGGACAACGCUCCACCAGCACUCACGGUGAAUCCUCUGAUGGAUCCGGCCAAGCUUCCAUACCAGGUCGGGUUCUCGUACUUUGGCGAGUGGUGGCGGAUGAAUGAGAAAAUCCGGGAAGAGAAGGAGCGCCAGCGCACGGGUCGUAGGCGAGAACCAGAGAAAACUCGGGGGCCUCGCGAGGUCCAAGAAGAACGCGAAAAGGAAAAGGCCAAGAUCCAGGCCGCCUACGAUUCUUACAAAGAGGAACUCCAGGGAAAGAUGGCGCGCGGUUUCGUCGCCGAGCACAAGAAAGAGCAGUGGUUUCGCGAACGAUAUGUCCCUGAGGUCCGGGACGAAUUCAAAGCGCGGCUCAACGAAUUUCGCCGUGGUGGCUACAGCCAAUGGGAGCAAGACCUUGAAUCGGGCGCCUUCGAUGACUACUCCUUGGAGGGUCUGCCAAAGAGUGAUAGCAACGGGCAAGGGGGUCUCGUCGAGAAGGAGGAAGGCGAGGCGUUGGCUGCCAACGAGAUUCUGGGCGUCGGGGACCUUGUGCCAGCCCAAGGGGCUGACAUUCGGGACGAGAGCCUCUAUCAGCCGACUCUGCUGUUCAAGACCAUUGCCCCUCACGUUAGCCGGCACAACUUGGAGGCCUUCUGCAAGGAGCAUCUUGGAGAGGAGGAAGGCGGGUUUAAGUGGCUUUCGCUGUCGGACCCGAAUCCCAGCAAGCGGUAUCAUCGCAUCGGAUGGGUCAUGCUCCAUCCAUCGUCGGAGUCCGCAGCGCCGGCAUCGGACGGUGCGGAUAUGAAGGACGACGACGGGGAACAGCCGUCCAAGUCGCCGGCUCCGGCUUCGACUGCAGAGAAGGCUCUGGAGCUGAUCAACGGCAAGACUGUCAAGGACGAAUUGCGGGGGGAUUUUACUUGCCAUGUUGGUGUCCACAAUCCGCCGCACUCCCCACGGAAGAAGGCUCUCUGGGAUCUGUUCUCGGCCCCGGAGCGGAUCGAAAAGGACUUGUCUCUGGUUCAGCGGCUCGUUACCAAAUUCGAGGAGGACUUCGGGUCGGACUUCAACGCGAUUCUGAAAAUCGAAGAACGAGUCGACGACCUAAGGACUGCCGGUCGGCUUCAGCCUGCAGUUUCUAUCCCGGCCAAGAAGAAGACCAAGAAGGAGCGCCGGCUCGAUGUGGACGAAGGCAUGCACGACGUCGAGGGAAUGGAGCUGAUGGAGGAAGAUGACGAGGAAGAGGAAGGGGCCGUAGACGAAGACGAGGUUGAUGACGAGGACCUUCUGGUGAAGAAGAAGCAGCUGGAUCUCAUGGUCGAGUAUCUGCGUCGGGUUUUCAAUUUCUGCUUCUACUGCGUUUUCGAGUGCGACUCGGUGCACGAGCUCACACGCAAAUGCGCCGGCGGACAUCUCCGGCGGCCGCGGAGUACGCUGAGCACGUCGGCGAAGGCUGUGGCCAAGGCCAGCGCGCUUGGAGAGCGAUUUCCCGGCAAGAAGCGGGCCGAGCCCGACGAAGAGGGCGAGGUGGCGGAAGGGGGAGAGAAGAAGUUCCGCGGAGCGGGUGGCAAGGCGGAGCAACAGCUGCUACGUGCAUACAACUGGGUCAAGACGUUCGAGGACAAGAUCAUGCAGAUCCUGGAACCCGAGUCGGUAGACAUCCGUAAACUCGGCGGAAAGCCGGUGGAGGAGGCCAUCAACGAGGAACUGGCCAAGCAUGUGAAGCAAGAAGACGAGCAUAAGUUCAGGUGCAAGGUGCCGGAGUGUACUAAGCUGUUUAAGGAAGAGCACUUUUGGCGGAAGCACGUUGAGAAGCGACACACGGAAUGGCUUGAUAGCAUCAAGCAAGAGUUUGAGCUUAUCAACGCCUACGUUAUGGAUCCUUCUCACAUUGCUCCUUCGCGGACCGAUGCCAACUCCAACGGGCAUUUCCCGCCAACCGGUGGGCAAACGGCGGCAGGGACACCUCGCGGGUUUAACCUCAACACUUUCAACAUGAACAGCAUGAUGCCGAUCCCAGGGUUCCCGAUGCCGGCCGGGGGGUUCCCGCCGUUUAUGCCGGGCAACAACACAAUACCGGGUGCGAGCUGGGCCGGUAGCGGCGGCGACCAUCGAGACGGGGCGGGUCCAAUUCGACGGGGCGGGAUGGGAGGAGGACGAGGCAACUACCGCACGGGUCCGUACGACAGACGGCCGAACCAGAGAUGGGACGGUGGUCGUGGGCGAAGCGGCGCGGGUAGAUGGGGCGAUGGUGCAGCAGGAGGUGCAACGGUGGGACCACGAGAGGCAACAAUGGGGCGAAGCCUCAAGAGCUAUGAGGACUUGGACCAUGUUGCUGGCGGUGGGGGUGGUGAGCUGAAUUACUAG